Molecule: messenger RNA, 1098 nt
Organism: Solea senegalensis (Senegalese sole)
Lineage: Eukaryota; Metazoa; Chordata; Actinopteri; Pleuronectiformes; Soleidae
Gene: atp5f1c
Product: ATP synthase F1 subunit gamma
Exons: 9
Coding region: 49-930 (293 amino acids)
Biological process (GO): proton motive force-driven ATP synthesis
Molecular function (GO): proton-transporting ATP synthase activity, rotational mechanism
Source: RefSeq, a predicted model, not a curated record
CCGUGCGCCUGCGCAGUCGUGCGUGUCUGACCUUCACUGGACUGAACCAUGUUUGCCCGGAGCAGCGCGUUGGUUUUCUCUCCACAAUGUGGACAGGUCAGGAACAUGGCCACCCUGAAGGACAUCACCAUUCGAUUAAAGUCCAUCAAAAACAUCCAGAAAAUCACAAAGUCCAUGAAAAUGGUGGCCGCUGCCAAGUAUGCUCGUGCUGAGAGGCAGCUGAAGCCGGCCCGUAUCUAUGGCAACGGUGCUCUGGCUCUGUAUGAGAAGGCUGACAUCAAAGCUCCGGAGGAAAAGGCGUCCAAACAUUUGAUCGUCGGUGUGACCUCUGAUCGUGGACUCUGCGGCGCCAUCCACUCCGGUGUGGCCAAGACCAUCAAGAACGAGAUCGCCAACCUGACUGGUGCCGGCAAGGAGGUGAUGGUGGUGAAUGUGGGCGAUAAGCUGAGAGGCCUGCUGUACAGAACUCACGGGAAACACAUCAUUUUAAACUGUAAGGAAGUCGGUCGUAAACCUCCCACCUUCACCGACGCCUCCAUCAUCGCCACCGAGCUCCUCAACUCUGGAUACGAGUUUGACCAAGGCUCCAUCGUGUUCAAUACAUUCAGGUCCGUUAUCUCGUACAAGGCGGACAGGAAGCCUGUGUUCUCCAAUGACGUUGUUGCCAACUCAGAGACCAUGGGUGUCUAUGAUGACAUUGAUGCUGACGUGCUGAAGAACUACCAGGAAUUUGCUCUCGUCAACAUUCUCUUCCUGGCUCUGAGGGAGUCGUCUGCCAGUGAGCAGAGUGCCAGGAUGACGGCCAUGGACAGCGCCAGCAAGAACGCCUCGGAGAUGAUUGACAAACUCACCCUCACCUUUAACCGUACCAGACAGGCCGUCAUCACCAAGGAGCUCAUUGAGAUCAUUUCUGGAGCUGCUGCUCUAUAAACGGGUGAAAUCUGCGUGUGAACGAGUGAAAGCUCUUCAUCGACCUUCAGACUCGUCGGUCAAGAGUUUAAUGUUUGUAAAAAUAAACCUGAUAAACAGAACCUUCAUCCUGACCUCAGUCCCUGUUUCUGUUUCUGUCAAAUAAAAGUUAACGACUGAGAAAAAUAA